UUGGGCAUGCGUCCCCCAUUGUCCCUAUAAAGGCCAAGCUGCCAACGAAGCUUCACCCACCUCUUCCCAUUUGAGAGACCCACGCCAACACGCCAUGGCCUCCAUCAACACUUGGUCUAUCUUCUUCCUCCUCCUGCUCGCCAUCACCGCUCAAUCUGAUGAUUGUGUCUACACGGUCUACAUCCGAACCGGGUCGAUAAUUAAGGGCGGCACGGACUCCAUCAUCAGCCUGAGGCUCUACGAUGUGCACGGUGAGGGACUUUGGAUCAAGGACCUCGAGGCAUGGGGAGGGCUGAUGGAGCCGGGCCACAACUACUACGAGAGGGGCAACUUGGACAUCUUCAGCGGCCGGGGCCCGUGCCUCAGCGCCCCCAUCUGCGCCCUGAACCUGACCUCAGAUGGGUCAGGCCUGCACCACGGGUGGUACUGCAACUACGUGGAGGUAACUACCACCGGUGUCCACACGUCCUGCUCGCAGCAGAAGUUCACGGUGGAGCAAUGGCUGGCCAUCGACGUGACUCCGUUCGAGCUCACUGCGAUCAGGAAUCACUGUCCGUCGGAUCUAGAUGGGGUCGGUGGUAGUGGUAAGAUCGAGUCGCGUGUGGAUGUAGAUGCUGUGAUGUAAGUUUGUAGUGGACAUUGUCAUGGUAAUUCAAAUAAAUGAGAUGUGAUCUGUCGUCUAAUGUGAAUGUAGUCUAAUUUAGUAAAUCUCAUGGUCUUUGGUAACUUUCCUUGUUUUCACUACUUACUUAUUAUGAUAAGGACAUGCCUUUUUAA
This is a messenger RNA of Syzygium oleosum, 777 nucleotides long. RefSeq names its product PLAT domain-containing protein 3-like. Gene Ontology annotation, molecular function: protein binding. The transcript is spliced from 2 exons. The coding region runs from base 95 to 625 and encodes 176 amino acids. The record is from RefSeq and is a predicted model, not a curated record. Lineage: Eukaryota; Viridiplantae; Streptophyta; Magnoliopsida; Myrtales; Myrtaceae.